Chaetomium globosum CBS 148.51 is the source of this 1872-nucleotide messenger RNA. RefSeq lists its product as uncharacterized. Lineage: Eukaryota; Fungi; Ascomycota; Sordariomycetes; Sordariales; Chaetomiaceae. Bases 1 to 1872 code for a protein of 623 amino acids. Gene Ontology annotation, biological process: protein polyubiquitination; positive regulation of proteasomal ubiquitin-dependent protein catabolic process; ubiquitin-dependent protein catabolic process. Gene Ontology annotation, molecular function: ubiquitin protein ligase activity; ubiquitin conjugating enzyme binding; zinc ion binding. Gene Ontology annotation, cellular component: ubiquitin ligase complex; cytoplasm. The transcript is spliced from 5 exons. The record is from RefSeq and is a predicted model, not a curated record.
AUGCCCAACGCUGACACCUCCAUCUGCGGCAUCGUCUAUCAGGAACACAUGUGGCUGACUACGAUUCGACAGGAGCGUCUGGACAAAAGGGUUCGGCCGCGCCGCCAGAGCGUCCGCGGGGAAACCGCUCUUUCAGGCUUUUGGCGUUUGCCUUCUUGGGUCGCACUGUUGAACGGUGGUAAAAGCACCAUGGCGGCAACUGUGCCAUCAACAAGGGCCUUCUAUGGCCCCAUAAACCCAGCCAUUCUCGGGUUUGAUUGGGACGAAGAUGUGGAGGAAGAAGUUGGGGGGCGCACGGAGGGGGGCCUGGUUGAGGAUCGCCCACCACAAACACAACAGCAACGACCCCACCAACAACAGCCACGACGGCAGCCACAGAACCAACAACAACGCCGCGAGCAGCACCAAGAGCGGACCGUUCCAAAUCCGUGGGGUCUGGGAUCCGCCGUCUUGGACUUCUGGCGCUUCAACGCUGCUCUCCUCCGAGACUUCGACGAUGAUACGGCUAGCGUCGCGCCAGGUAUGGCAACGGAUGGCGGAAGCGUUGCUGGAGAUGCCACGAGCGCGGUGACGCCGGCAGGGGGGGCGCGGACACAGGAUCCGAGAUUACCCUCGGCGCCUCUCGCGGACCGCUCCGCGGCGUUGACCCCCCUUGGGGGCGGGGAUCUGUUAUGGGGAACGGGGGCACGGCGGGCGGGGGAAACACUCCCACGCGGGGAUGCGGCCACAAACCGCACAGAGUCCAACCGGUCAAACAACCCCUACGCGGCAGCCAUCGAGGACAGACAGAACGCCAUGACGAUGUCGUUCCUGCGUAGCCCGACACGGACUGGACCCGCCGAUGCUCUCCCAACCUCGGCACUCGACGAGCUUGGGUUUGGGCAAAGAUACCAAGUCGCAAGGAAGACAGCCACGGUUGUUAUCACAAACCAGCGGAGGCUGCCCGAUAUCCUCAGCGGGGACCGUGACUGCAUCAUUUGCACCGACACCAAGCCCGUGUCCGAGUUUCCCACGGCGGCGAUCACCAAGACCUGCACCCACGAGCCAACCGCGUGCCUCGUCUGCGUUGCCACAUCCAUCCGAACCGACCUUAGCAGCCGGCUCUGGAACGAGAUCAAGUGCCCAGAAUGCCGUGAGCUGUUGGAGUACGAUGAUGUCCAACGCUUUGCGGAUGACGAAACGAAGGAGCGCUACCAAACCCUCUCCUUCCGCUCCGCCAUCUCCUCGUCACCCAACUUCAUCUGGUGCACCUCGGGGUGCGGCUACGGGCAGGUGCACGAGGGCGGAGCGUCGUCGCCCAUCGUGACGUGCCGGCUGUGUGAGUACCGGUCGUGCUUCCACCACAAGGUGGCAUGGCACGAGAACCUGACGUGCGACGAGUACGACACGCUGCUCGCGGACCCGGCCAACUUCCGCAGCCGCUUCGACAUCGAGAACGAGGAGGCCCAGCAGGCCGCCGCCGCGCGCCAGGCCCAGGAGGACGCCGACCGUGUCUUUGCCCAGAGCAUGCUGGCUGAGGAGCAGCGUGUCGCGGCCGAGGAACGCGCCGCCAGGGAGCGCGCCAAGAGGGAGGAGAAAGAGGCCGCCGAGAGGGCUGAGCGCCAGGCCAAGGAGCGCGAGAUGCGGGAAGCCGUGGCCCGCAAGAAGCUCGAGGAGGAGGCCAGCACCCGCACCGUCGGGAGCACCACCAAGCCGUGCCCCGGGUGUCAGGCGCCCAUCGAGAAGAACCAGGGAUGCGCGCACAUGACCUGCGCAGUGUGUAAACACGAGUUCUGUUGGGACUGUCUCGCUAGCCACAAGGAGAUCUUGGAGAGCGACAACAGUGCCCACAAGCCGGACUGUCCUUGGCACCCGGACAACAUCAAGGACUGA